UCGGAGCGUAAUACGUGCUUACUUCAGUUAUUUUACAUAAAUAUAAGUAAAUCCCAGAAACAGUACUAAUCAUAUUGUUUGAAAGGUAUCAGCAUAAUACUUUAGAAAGGAAAAGGCUCCAGCAGAUUUGAAUCGAUCGUCGCGACUCAACCGGAAAUCCGGCGACUCCAUAGCCACACACGUUGUCUCUAGCACAGGGGAAUAGAGAUCGUCGCAGCGUUUCUUUCUUUUCUGAACAGGCGCAGUCCUAGAGAACUCGCAAAAGGAGUAAAAGGCUCCUACAUAACCUGUCAAUAUCAAUAUAUUGUAUGAGUCAGAAGGUAGAAAAACCAGUAUUAUCGGGUCAACGGAUCAAGACCAGAAAAAGAGAUGAGAAAGAGAAGUACGAUCCGAACGGCUUCCGCGACGCGCUCGUGCAAGGUCUGGAGCGCGCCGGCGGUGACCUUGACGCGGCGUACAAGUUCUUAGACGCGGCUGGCUCGAAACUCGACUAUCGGCGCUAUGGCGAGGUCAUAUUUGACGUGCUCAUCGCCGGGGGGCUUCUGCUCCCCGGCGGUUCGGUGUCGAUGGACGGCGAAUCCCCGAAGACUAACACCUGCAUCUUCACCGCAAACGAGGACAUGGAUUCCAUGCGAAACUUUGAACAGGUAUUUGUGAAGCUCAUGAGACGUUACAAAUACUUGGAAAAGAUGUUUGAGGAGGAGAUGAAAAAGGUGCUGGUGUACCUCAAGGGUUUCGAGCCACUGCAGCGCAUCAAGCUUGCUCGUAUGACUGCACUAUGGAUCGGCAAUGGUUGCGUACCACCGUCGGUCCUGCUGGUGCUAGUAAACGAGCACUUGUUGAAGGACAACCUGGCGCUGGACUUUGUGCUGGAAGUGUUCGCCACCGUGAAGGCGGAGCGAGGAGUCACAUCCCUCGUCACCGCACUCAAGCGGGGGCAGCUUGAAGGCAGACUGCUGGAGUUCUUGCCGUUGAACCGUCGCAGCGAGGACGUGCUGGCCGCGUCGUUCGCGUCGCGCGGUCUCGGCGAGUUACUCCGCCUGCAUCGCGCGCAAGCCUCGCAGGAAGCUCGCCGCGAGCUCACGCAGGCGCUGCAGGACGAGCUCGCCGAAGACAAGCCUGUGCGGGACCUCAUACAGGACCUGCGCGACAUGGCGCACAAACACUCCAUUCCUGAACACGAAGUCGUCGCUAUUAUUUGGCAAUGUGUGAUGUCACGAGGCGAAUGGAACAAGAAGGAGGAACUGCUGGCGGAGCAGGCAGCCAAACACUUGCGUCACUACACACCACUGCUGGCUGCCUUCGCGCAGUCUGCUAAAGCUGAAAUCGCAUUAUUGACUAAGGUGCAGGAGUACUGUUACGAGAACAUGAACUUCAUGCGAGCGUUCAGCAAGCUGGUGGUGAUGCUGUACAAGACCAACGUACUGUCGGAGGAGGUGAUCCUCAAGUGGUACCGCGAGCCUAACUCCAGCAAGGGCAAGAUGAUGUUCCUCGACCAGAUGAAGAAGUUCGUCGAGUGGCUACAGAGCGCCGAAGAAGAGUCCGAGAGUGGCGAAGAAGAAGAUUAGAUUAAGAGCAGCGAGUGAGACUGACAACACAAAGCGCCGUCCCACCAUUGAAGCAUAAUCACAUCGCACCCGACCGACCGCUGACCGACCGCCGACCGACCGCCGACCGACCGACGACAGCCCGACACUCCCGACGCACGGGGCGGCGCUCCAACCGACCGACAGCCCGGCCGUCGCACCUACCAAUAAUAACUGUACCAUAAUAUAAGUAAUAUUGUUAACACAGGGCGACCACACGGGACAAUGUUUUCUACAACUGUAUAUUAUUCAUUUCUAAAUAACAUGUUGAUGAAAUACCAUAUUUUUUAUUCAAUUUUUUUAGUAAAAUUCAAAUAAAUGGUGGAAACCAAUUCGGUGUUUUAUUGUGAAUCUGUGGAACUUGUUGUGUUCCAAAUUUUAUAUAACAUCACACCGGAUUUUCCCCAAAGGCACUUUUAGAAGAUACCUCUGUUAAGUUGAAAGUUUAAAAUCUAGAAUUAUUAUCAGCAUAACAAAAGACCUUCAUACAAUUGUUAAUACUAGAACAUUGCGAAUCAAUGAAGUGUUCGUUAGAAUGGGGCCUACCAUAAUUUUGUUCACUACAUGGCGCAAUUGUGGAAUUCUCGUUCUUCGUUCGAUAUGGAAUUGGCUAAUGUUACCUCAUUGGACGACCAAUAUGUAAAAUUUCAACAUUUUUGCGCCAUCUGCCGACCAAAAAUACGGUAGCUCAUAUUGUGUAAUAUCGUAAACAAAUAGGUAGUAAAUACCUACUCUAAGAGGUGAAUAGAUACAGAAGAGGUGUAAAUAGAAAUUGGAAAAUUGUUCUAGUAUUUAUUCAUCCCUCUUCUGCAUCUAUUACCCUCUCUGUUCUACAGUACCUGCAUGUAACGCAGUAUUGUUUCAAAUAAAUAGGUAGGCUAAAUUGUUUUCACGAUUAAUUAGUUCAAGUUUCUAAUACACAAGUAUUUUAGAAUAGUAAGCAAAUAACUGUCGUUCCUUUUUGAUUAACUUCUAAAAAACUGUAACAGAACAAAAAUAUAACUGACCAAUAUUAUUAUACGUGUACACGUGUUAGCCAAUAAAAGAAUUUAAAAUUGA
Spodoptera litura is the source of this 2645-nucleotide messenger RNA. RefSeq names its product basic leucine zipper and W2 domain-containing protein kra (gene kra). Gene Ontology annotation, cellular component: membrane; cytoplasm. NCBI's taxonomy places the organism in Eukaryota, Metazoa, Arthropoda, Insecta, Lepidoptera, Noctuidae. The record is from RefSeq and is a predicted model, not a curated record. Gene Ontology annotation, molecular function: protein binding.